Messenger RNA from Rhineura floridana, 4692 nucleotides. Its product is annotated as receptor-interacting serine/threonine-protein kinase 2-like. Lineage: Eukaryota; Metazoa; Chordata; Lepidosauria; Squamata; Rhineuridae. The record is from RefSeq and is a predicted model, not a curated record. Bases 789 to 3872 code for a protein of 1027 amino acids. The transcript is spliced from 16 exons. Gene Ontology annotation, molecular function: JUN kinase kinase kinase activity; ATP binding. Gene Ontology annotation, biological process: protein phosphorylation.
UUAGGUAUUUAAAUAGGAAAUAUUGAAGCGCUCCUGGGAAAAACAGAAGGGAGUAGAAAAAGAGGAAGACCAAACAAGAGAUGGAUUGAUUCCAUAAAGGAAGCCACAGACCUGAACUUACAAGAUCUGAACAGGGUGGUUCAUGACAGAUGCUAUUGGAGGUAACCAAUUCUUAGGGUUGCCAUAAAUCGUAAUCGACUUGAAGGCACAUAACAACAACCUGGGAACAUAAACCUACGAGUGCCGACUUCAAAUUAUGGCAAGUAAACAAGCCACAAGCGCAACACUCAAGUGGAGCCCGAAGCUUCUGCACUCGGCUGAUUGCUGGAUUUGGGUUAGGAAAGGUCUCAGAGGCCAAUUUAAGCAGUCUGGGCUUUGCUUAAGAUCCAUUCGAGAAAGAGCACGGUUCUCCACCUUUGCUGCGAUCCUUUGUUAGGGGCCGCUGGACACGCUGGGUUGGAAUUGGCAGCGGCUUCACUAAAAUCCUGAAUUUCUACCUUGACUUUUUUUAUGGACGGUCUUCACUUCCGCACGAGAGGAGGGGAAAGGGGAAGAGUGAAACCGAAAGCUGGUCCCUACUUCUUGAAUUGCAAUCACGGACAUUCCCGGGCAGUUGAGUUCAGCUCCACGCCUUUUUCAAGCCUACUUUAUUCGGGGCCCAAUGCUGACGUCGUGCCCCUCCCCCUCCCUAGCGUUUCUCGGAGUGGCUGGAAGUUUUGGAAAAGGUUCGGGCUCUUCCCCGGCCUGACCUAUUUUGCGGUUUCUUCUUUUCGCCAUUUUCCUGGCAAAUGAGGACCGCGAUGGCGAAGAAGACCGUCCGUGACCGCCUGGAGGACACCUUGGAGGAGUUAGCGGAGUACGAUUUAAAGAAAUUCAAGCUCGCACUCAGCUCGCUCCCGGUCAAGGAGGGCUACGACAACAUCCCCAGAGGGCGGCUGCUGAAGGGGGAUGUCUCGGACGUGAGCCAUCUGCUGCUCAGUUACUACACAGAGGAUUACGCCGUGCAGGUGACUGUCACGGUGUUGAACUCCAUCGCCCAAAAGUACCUGGUGAAGAAGUUCCUCCAAGUAGUCGAGACCGGCCAUCUUGAUGGGUGCUUUGCUAAUGGACCAUGGCAACAUGAAAAUAGAAACAGAAAUGGAAGCAGAUCCUCCCUUUCCUCCUGUAAAUGGUCUCCCUUUGAGAGAGAUUUAGCUUCACUUCGUUCAUUGAGACUAAAAGGCCUUACUUCAUUCUCUCUCGCUCUCUCCACAUCAUUUGAUCUCCAUGAGAUGCGAUUCAAAUAUGAAUCUACUUCAGCUAAAAUUAUCAAUGGCAGAAUUGUUACUAGAAAGAAAGUAGAUGGAAAUGUACAGGAGACAGUGGAAUUUGAAGAUGAUGACCAGUCAAAUCCUUUAGCUAUAAAUGGGCCAUCUGCAGUUAUAACAGAGACAGAAGCUAUUGCUAAUCUCCGGAAGUUAAGUAAGAAUGUCACGGAUGUAAUAGCUGGAGAGGUAUCUCGUCUUCUAGAGGGGAAAGAGGACCAGGUGGGAGAGAUUUCAUCAGGAAGAGCCACCAAAAGGACCACAAUGGUGAAGAAGACCAUCUAUGACCUCCUGGUAGAUGCCCUGGAGGAGUUAAAUGAGUAUGAUUUAAGGAAAUUCAAGUUCAACCUCAACUCACUUCCCAUCAAGGAGGGCUACGACAACAUCCCCAGAGGGCGGUUGGAGAAGGCGGAUGUGUUGGACCUGAGCCAUCUGCUGCUCAGCUUCUACACAGAGGAUUACGCCAUGCAGGUGACCAUCACGGUGUUGAACUCCAUCGCCCAAAAGCACCUGGUGAAAAAGCUCCUCCAAGUCGUUGAGACCGGCCAUCUUGAUGGCUGCUUUGGUCAUGGGCAAUGGCAGCAUGGAAAUGGAGAUAGAAGCAGAUCCUCUGUUGCCUUGUAUGGAUUUCCUCCCUUCAAGAGAGAUUGUACUUCACUUCGUUCUUUGAGAUGUGAAGGCCUUCAGAAAUUCUUUUUCACUCUCUUUGCAUCAUUGGAUCUCCAUGGCAUUGAAAGUUUCAAAUGUGUAUCCAUUUCAGUCGAUGGCACAAACCGUACUACCAUAAGAGUGGUUGAAAAUGGACAAGAGAGAGUAGAAGUUCAAGACAAUGACCAAUUAAAUCCUUUAGCUAUAUAUGGGGCAUCUCCAAUCAUGAGAGAGCCAGAGGCUGUUGCCAAUUUCCAGAUUUUAAGAAACAAGAUCAACCAAGUACUACUUGGAGAGGUUCUUCCUGUUGAAGAGGUGAAAGAGGAUAUGGAGAGAGAGAUUUCAUCAGGAAGAGCCACCAAAAGACCUGCCCUCUGCAUAAGGCAGAAUGGAGAGACCUCGCUGGUGGCACAUGUUCCUUCUAAAAGGAUGGCUGGUCCAGAGAUCUUCUAUGAGCAGAUCCCCCUCAACUGCUUGGAGGACUUGGAGUGCAUCAGCCAAGGGGGCUUUGGUAUCAUCUCCCGGGCUCGACACAAAGAAAAAGGGAUUGUUGCGUUGAAGACUCUGCACCGCACUGAUGAAUCCUAUAUCCGAGAACAAAUCCUGAAUGAAGCCCGCAUCAUGGAUGAGGCAUGUUUUGCCUACAUCCCUCGUCUCUAUGGCAUCUGUGUGGACAGAGAGGCAGUGGGUAUGGGUACUCCAAGACUUGUGAUGGAGUAUAUGGAGAAUGGCGACUUGUCCACCUUUCAGUCCAGUGUCCCUUCUUUGCCCUGGGCCCUGCGAAUCCGCAUCCUCCACCAGGUGGCACUGGGGAUGGAUUUCCUGCACAGCCUCUGCCCUCAAGUGUUACACCUGGACCUCAAGCCCCAAAAUGUGCUUCUGGAUGGAGACCUGAAUGCCAAGGUGGCUGAUUUUGGCUUGUCAAAGUUUCGGCGAGGGACUACUCAGCACUCCCUUCUCAGUUGUGAGGAAGGAGAAGGGUUUGGUGGGACGCUGCAAUACAUGCCCCCUGAGGCCUUCACCAAUUCCUAUGAGCCAGGCCCAUCCACAGAUGUCUACAGCUACGGGAUUCUCAUGUUUUCGGUGUUAGCUGACAAGGAACCAUAUCCAAACAUCUCUAAGAAAUGCAGCUCCAUCUUCAGAAUGCAUAUCCUUGAGGAGCAAAGGCCAAAUACCACAGAGCUGGAGGCGAAGAUCCUUCAGGUGGAGAGGCUGACAGAUCUGAUCAGGCUAAUGAAAUGGUGUUGGCACGAUGACAAGGCCCAAAGACCAUCCUUCAAAGUCUGCAGCCAGGAGACAGAGGACAUAUAUUCCUGUUACAGGCCACACAUUGAAACCACUGUUCGUGAAGUCCAGGAUAUUUUGAACAGUUCCUCCUCAGAGAAAAAUAGAUCUUCCUUAGGUUCAAGUUUAAAGGAAGCCAGUCUCCUCUCCGUAAAACCUGAUGACUUCCACCCCCAGUCCCUUCCAACCUCUUCCCUGCGAGAGUCUCCAUCCAGACAAAAUACAAAACCACCAUCUUUAAGUGUCACACAAGACCAAGCCGAGCUUCAGAGUACAAGAAGGAGACCUUGGUCAGUAGUAGAUGCUGUUAUGCCCCAUUCAAGGGAGACGAAAGAAGAUCCAGGGAGAGGUGUUUCAUCAGGAACAGCCACCAAAGGCUCCAUUGGUUUGGAAUCCAUGGCUUCCUGUGAAAAACCCUCUGAUCUUGUAAAGAAGUCCAAAAGGAAGUUAACAGAAAGUCUUGCUCUUCAAAAACAUAGAGAGGAAUUCCUGAAUACAGCAAAAAAAUACGGGUUUCUCACAAAGUGUCGUUUAAAUCUGAGGGAUAAACCUCCUUUCCAAAGUGCUGCUGUGUUCUUGGGGGAAGAAAAUAAAGCUGAGAACUUUGAGGCUGCCCUGUCUCUGGAGAAGGAAUAAAUUUGAAUCAAGAUCUCUCCCUCUCCUCGGAGGCAGGCUGUGAAUGCAGAAACUGCUGUUAUUCCUCCAGGUUCAAGAAGCAGAUCUGAGGACUUCACUGUUUCUCCAUCUUCUAGAAAAAGAUGCACUAUGAAUUCACAACACUGAAGCAGUAAGAUGGAAGAGGCAGGGAUGGCUGUUAUCAAAUACUUGUAAAUAAUGAUUGAAAAAUGAAACAAACUUCUGUUUUUUAAUAAUAACUAAGGUUAAAUGCUCAGACUAUAAACAGCUGAAAAGUCUCUCUUCCUGUAGCCUCAUGUUCUCUCACUCUGGUCUAACUGACCCCUCUUCCCUAACUCUGACUCCUGCCCAUCUCAGGCAGCCGCUAAUCGGCGUUCCUAAAGGCCUCACGCAUUGCCAAAGUACAACCUUGAAUCGUUCUUCAGUUAACCCAGGGGUGGGGGACAUUGGGCUCAAGGAUGCAAAAGUGGCCCUCCAGUAGGGGUGUAAGAAGGCAGUGAUUUCUGUUCCAACCUGUCUUUCUCACAGUCGAUGCUGUUUCCGUUCCAUUGUAGUUCAGUUUCCGCCAAAUACUACGUUAUUCGUCUCACUGCCAGCAGUUUAACGUACAUUAUUAUAUAAAUUAGAAAUUUAAUGUAAUUAAUGAUGCAAUUAUGCCCACACCAUUCAUUUCAAUGCAAACAAAAUGCAUUUUCAGUGGGAAGGGGGACAUCAUCAAUUGCAUAUCUACAGAUGGAAAAACAGCAACAGCUAAUACCAAGUGAACAGUCCAAGUUGUUUCUGUUCCAGACAUGGAGCAAAUAAAAAUUGGCUAUUUCUA